GAGGCGGCGUCCGGCGCUGCUGGCGGUGAUCGGCCCGGUGGGCUCGGAGGAGGAGCGGGCGGCGCUGCGGAGGAGCCUGGAGCGCGGCAUCUACUCAUGGGACAUCGAUCUCCACUCCUGUGACCUGAAUCAGCAGCUGAGACUCUUUGUCACAAGCCAUCUUGCACACUUUUCAUCAGAGGUCAAAGGCCAGAGGACUCUUCACCACCAGAGCGAGGACCUAGAAACUGUCAUCCUCGUCAACCCCGAUGAGCAGAGCGUUGUGUCGCAGGUGCGCUCCUUGGUAUGUGACGUGCAAGCUGCCCCCAAGCUGCUGAUCCUGUGUGGACAGAGCUCGGACCAGGGCGGGGACUUGAUCCUGCAGGCUGGCGCCUUCACUGAUCAGAGCUUUGCCGAAAUACUGGCAGAUCCUGAGGUGGCCCAGCUGCUAAGCAACACUGACCCAGCAUCCCGGCCCUCCUUCACGGUCUCGUAUUUGGGAGAGGGAGACUGGCGCCACAGCCUUGGCCACCCCCAGUUCCAGGGCCUUCUGAAUCUGAGGCUGAACCCUGACCCAGCGGUGCCCGAGAUGGACGGGGUCUCUGAAUUUGCUGAGUAUGUCUCCGAGACAGUGGACGUCCCAUCGCCCUUUGACCUCCUGGAGCCCCCCACCUCUGGGGGCUUCCUCAAGCUCUCCAGGCCCUGCUGCUACAUCUUCCCGGGAGGGAGGGGGGACUCCGCCCUUUUUGCAGUCAACGGGUUCAACAUCCUGGUGGAUGGCGGCUCAGAGAGGAAGUCCUGCUUCUGGAAGCUGGUCCGGCACUUGGACAGGAUCGAUUCCGUGCUCCUGACCCACAUCGGGGCUGACAACCUCCCCGGCAUCAACGGGCUCCUGCAGAGGAAGGCUGCCGAACUGGACGAGGAGCAGUCUCAGGGCUCCACCAACUACAGCGACUGGAUGAAGAACCUCCUCUCCCCAGAGCUGGGGGUCGUCUUCUUCAAUGUCCCCGAGAAGCUCAAAAUGCCAGAGUCUUCCAUGAAGGUGAAAAGGAGCAUUGAGGAGGCCAGCCUGACCCUGCAGUACCUGAACAGGCUGGGCAUGAAGCCGGAGCCCCUCUACAGGGUGGUCAGCAACACCAUUGAGCCCAUCACCCUCUUCCACAAGAUGGGGGUGGGGAAACUAGACAUGUACAUCCUGAACCCCGUCAAGGACAGCAAGGAGAUGCAGUUCCUCAUGCAGAAGUGGGCGGGGAACAGCAAGGCCAAGACAGGGAUCAUUCUGCCCAACGGGAAGGAAGGGGAGAUCUCUGUCCCCUACCUGACGUCCAUCACAGCCUUGGUGGUUUGGCUCCCAGCGAGCCCAUCAGAAAAAAUAGUGAGAGUUCUGUUUCCUGGAAAUGCUCCUCAAAAUAAGAUCCUGGAAGGUCUUGAGAAACUCCGGCACCUGGAUUUCCUCAAGCACCCAACAGCCACUCAGAAGGACAUGGCUGCCGGGGUGCCGUCACCUGCCCUGAGAUAUACCAAGAUGAAGCAGAGGACAGAGAGCAGAGAGAGCCUGAAGUCUUCCUCGAAGCCCUUCGCAGCCAAGGGAGCAGCUGAGGAGGGGGCAAGGGAGGUGAAGGCCGAGACGGGGAAAGAGGCCAAAACCGAGAAAAAGGCAAAAGAACUCUCGGAAAGAAACCCAGAGAAGCCUGCUAAGCCUGAAAAGAUAAAAACAGACUCCACCGGCGAUGCCCUUAAGGCUGAGAAAAGGAAAUUAGCCAAAGACAAAGUUGGCAAGAAGCACCUGAAGGAAAAAGCUUCUAAACUGGAGGAGAAAAGGGACAAAGAGAAGAAGGAGAUCAAGAGAGAGAGGAAGGAGCUGAAGAAGGAAGAGGGAAGGAAAGAUUCAAAGAAAGAGGAGAGGAAGAAGGAAGCCAAGCCAGAGCUGAAGAAAAUGUCUAAGCCUGACUUAAAGCCCUUCACUCCGGAAGUCAGGAAAACCCUAUACAAGGCAAAGGCUCCCAGCAGGAUGAAACCCGAGAAGGUCAGCAGCAGCAGCAAGGCCGAGAAGGAGCCUCCAGUGGACCCGAGGAAGCCUGGCCAGCCACAAGAGCCAGUCCUCGUGGAGCCCAGGCCAGUCCUGUCUUCCCCAGAGGAUCUGACCAAGGACUUUGAGGAGCUGAAGCUGGAAGAGCAGACCAGGACUCCUCCGGCAGCGCUUGCUUCUGCAAAGUCUGAGGCGCUCUUCAGUGAGGAAGCAGCACCCAGGUCGUGGGCCACGGCUGCUCAGGGGGAUAGCUUGAUAGAAGAGCCCAGGGUCCCAGCAUCUGCCUCCCCAGCUGUGCCAGAGGAGGAAAUAGCGUCUCCCAACGUUUCAGGGGAGUGGCCCUCCCAUCAACUGGAGGAGAGAGGGAAGACAGCUGAAAGGUCUGACAGUGAGGAAGCAGCCUUGGUGGGACCUCUUAAGAGAGGGGAAUUUGCAGGACCAGAGCUUGCUGGAGAACAAGCAAGAGAGGAGAGGGAUCCGGCACCAGGACCCUGCCCCUCCCUGAGCCCAGGGCACCAGGAUGGAAAACAAGACCCUGCUGCUUCAGAAGGGAAGUGGAUGGGCACAAGCGAAGGAAGCCAGCCGGGACAGAGAGAAGACAUCAUUGAAAAGGCAGAGCAGGAGGAGAUGGAAGAGCCACACGUAAAGGCUGAAGGGGAUGAGCCAAAGAGGAGCCCUCUCUCUCUCUUCCACCAGCCACGGGAUUCAGCUUGGCCCUCUGAAGAAGAAGAAGAAGAAAGGGGGAAGGAGCUCAAGGACGAAACGGUGAACAGAGUCAAAGGACAUGGGAAGCCAGCAGGGAAAGAGGAAUCCUCAUUUGCUCCAGUCCCAUCUGGAGAACAUAUCUCCUACAUCCAGGAUGAAACCAUCCCUGGCUACUCAGAAACUGAACAGACCAUUUCUGAUGAGGAGAUCCAUGAUGAGCAGGAGGAAAGGAUUCCACACCUCCGAUCAGACCUCGGCUCCUAUAACAUCUCUGUGCCUGGCCAGCCACACUUAUUUGAAGCAAUCCAUGGGAUUCCGGCCAUGACAGCUGCUGAGGCGACCAAAGGGUACACCAGUCAGGAACCUGAAAUCCUCAACUACCCCACAAACAUCGUAGCAGCCCCACUGGCAGAAGAGGAGCAUGUGUCCUCAGCAACUUCCAUCACAGAGUGUGACAAGCUUUCUUCUUUUGCCACUUCAGUGGCUGAAGACCAAUCCGUUGCAUCGAUUACGGCUCCACAGACAGAAGAGACGGGCAAGAGCUCUUUGUUGGUGGACCCAGUCAACAGCAUCCCUUCCUCUCGCACAGAGGCUACCCAGGGCCUGGACUACGUGCUCUCUGCUGGCACCAUCUCUCCCACAUCGUCACUAGAGGAGGACAAAGGUUUUAAAUCUCCACCUCCAGAAGAUUUCCAGGCAUUAGCCGAAGGGGAGAGGAAAUCUGAGGCCUGCAGAAAGGGCUUGCAGGAGAAGGAGGAAGAGGAGGAGGAAGAUGAAACUCCAAAUGUUGAGAGACCUCAAAGAGCCCAAGGACAUUAUGAUGCUCCAGCAUUUUCCCAGCAAGGGAUCCUCCAGGAAGGAUUACCUGAGGAACCCACAAAAACAACACAAGCAGCCAUGUUGCUGUUGAUGGAAGGGGAAUCCCAGUUCCUUCCAGCAGAUUCUGGUGAGGCUGAAGAGCGAUGCAUGAGCCCUGAUGACAGCACUGUCAAGAUGGCUUCCCCCACCCAGUCAGGCCCAACCAGUGCUGGGCACACGCCUUUCCACCAAUCCCCCAUAGAGGAAAAGUCUGACACUGUGGAGGCGGAGCUGUUCGACAAGGGUCCUGUCGGGCAGGAUGGAGGUGAGAGGACGAAUACAGAGUCUGGGAAAGAAGCUGCUUCUGGCCUCCUCCUGGACAAACCUGGCCCCGUGAGUGCGACCCUUGCACAAACAGAACCUGCUUUGUCUUCCCAGAGUGAAAGCCAGAGCCUGCUGCCCUUGGAAAGAGAGGAGCUGGCAAUGCACUUCUACCACAAACAGGAAACCCUUGACAUUUCAGACCUGUAUCCUGCCACCAAAGACACGCCUCCAGAGCCCAGCAUAGAAUUCGGGAGGCCCCCUGGGAGAAACGAGCUCCCUGCUGCAGAAAUACCUCCUCCGAAAGGGUGGGGGGAGGAGGGAUGUGCAGCCACAGAUGAAGAGGAUCUGCUCCGACACACAGCGACAGAAGGCGCUUCUCUAGGGGAAGGGAAAUUUCCCAAAGGAUGUUCUCCUGUGGUUCCCACCACGGAUAUGUCUGCAGAAGAUAGUCACACACUGCAUUUCGUAGAACAGAGUUUAGACCAAGAGAAACACAUUUCUCUAAGCCCUGAAGAAGAAACCCCUUCACAUUUGUUCACAGAAGAGAUUUCUCAAAUAGAUACUAAAUCUAAAGAGACUCUAGCUGGGAGAAAAUCACCAGAUGCGUUUACUGAGCAAUUCUCUGCUGAAACAACCAGACACCAAAUUCACAUGGAGGAGAGUCCAGGUCAAGGUGAAACAUCAGAAGACACUUUUGUCAGAGAGGAGUCCCUCAGUCCCCUCUCCCAAAACACCCCCCACCCCCCACAGAUGUUCUCUGCAGAUGUUGGCUUAGCUUCCCCACCAGAAAAGGGCCCCUACAAAGAACCAUCUCCAAUUCCUUCCCCCAAAGAGACAUAUUCACACUUCACAGAGCCUGGCCACCUUCUGGGGACAGAGUCCUUGGAAGUCUGUUCUGAAAAGGCAGAAGAGAAACAAGCUGCUGAGGAGCAGUCUCCAGAAAUGGAAGACAUUUAUCUGAAAGAUGCCCUUUGUGAAAAGAAAGUGUGGUUUCCGGAGGAGGUGAAGGAAAUCCCAGGCAAAAACCAAAACCGACAGCAGUAUGAUAAGGACAGAGGAGAAUGCAUGCUCCUGGAAGAUGAACGAGGAGAAUGCACAUUCUUAGACGAGGAGGAGGAGGUAACUGAAGAGAGAAAUAUCCCUGACUCUGUGGAAUCCAAAGAUAAUGUUUCAGAGCUGGCAGAGAAGGACAUAUGGGGUAGCCAAUAUAGGGAUUUCCAGGAAGAAACUGCCAUUCACCAACCUGGGACACUUGCUCAAAAUGACCUCUCCUUUCAGGGUGACAAGAGCUGGGCUGUCCCAACAGACCCUCAGCCAAGAGUGCUGGAUGCAGAGGAAUUAAAAACACCUGUCUCCAUGAGCUCCCGGUCUCCUGAACAUGAGAGCAGUCCCACUCCCAGCUCAGGCGGGGCAGCCUUCUCUCUUCUGCAUGAGGGGAGAGCAGCCACCACCCCAGCAGAAAGACAAGAAGAUGCCCCCUCCUCACACACCCACAAGCAAGGUGAGGAGAAGGCAGCCACCAAACUGUGUCCUGAUCCUCUGGGCGAGGCUCUGGCCACGUGUUUGCUACCUCCUGCCUCUGCCUCAGAAGCGUUUGACAAAAGUUCCGUCAGAUUCCCACUGGCAGCUGAGGAAGAGGGAUCAGAGAUGCUCCUCCGAGGUCCAAAAGUGGCCCUGGAUGCAGAAGAAGAAGGUGCCGCUCUGGAUCAGACCACGGAGGGCCAGCGGGAGACGAUGGUGAGCGCAGCACCCUGGAGCCCAGGGGGACUGGAGGACGCUGUGUUCGCCGCAGUGGGAGAGCCACAGGGAGGGAGCAGAGGCAGCCUCACUGUCCCUUUGGGGGGCACAACCUCUCUGAACCAGCUGGAGUGUCAUUCGUGGUCCUGCUCUCUGGACUCUGCUGGCCCAUUUGAAUUCUGUGAAUCAAAAGAUGAUGCAAAUGGGAAAGGGCAAAAGAAGGAAGAGCGAGAGCCAACUCCUUAUCCUCACGAGAAAACUUUCCAGUAUGCAGACAUCUUUGAUCCAGUUGCAGUGCCUGGUGCUGGGAGGGAGGCCUUGUUCCAGACAAGGAAAGCACCACAGGGCCAGAAAGGCUCUCUCUACCCCAUCUCCUCCAAGGAAGAGGAGUCCUGCCUCUACACCUCUACUGAGAAAGAACUGUCCUCUCCAGCUUCCCCGAAGGAGGAUACAGCAGAGCCAUCCUUUGAGUACGCAGAGGUCCAUGAGGCAGUGCAGCACAGCUCCAUCCCACCUACCUUGGCAGACAGACACACUCAGUGUGAAAGUCGGCACACUCCCUCUCCCCAGCCAGGAAAGCCCCUCACUGCCUCCUCUUCCCAAGAGAACGGCUCUGCCUGUGCUGCGGCUGCAGGGAUCUUAGACAGAUGCCAUCAAGGAGGAACAGCUGGUUACCUCAGUGCUGCACAGCCUCCAGAUGCAAACAUCAGGCAGGAGCAGAGAGCACCCUCCCCCCCCAGACACCAUCAGCCCAAGGACACCUACUAUGAGAAGGCGGACAGAGGAGGAGAAGAGAGCAUCAGUGACUCAGAGCCGGAAAAAGGUGCCAAGGAGGAAUCAGAGAAAGAAUCUAAACUCCCUGAAGCACCUUCUGCUGUCGAGGAACCAUAUGCAGACAUGUCCUGGAUGGAGAAGGUUCAUGCACCACAGUUAUGGCAGGAAGCUGAUCCAAUGGUGCUGGCCUGUGGUGGGCUGUUGGCAGAGGGAAACCAGGCGGAGCAAGGAGUCCGAGGGGCAGAUGAAGCUCUCUCUGACACCCUCACACAGACGUGGAUGGCAGCUUUUGCUUCAGUGACCCCAAGUGUGUCUGUAGAAGCCAAUAAAGAGUACCCCAAGGAAGCCGGGUCUUCAAGAAAACACUCGAGUGAUGCUGACCUGUGUCUGGAGAGCCACACCAAAGGAUUCUCCUUGGUCAGUUCUGCUAAGGAGGAGAAGGACUUUCCCCUUCUGAACAAAGGACCGGACUGGUCUUCCUCAGGCUUUGAACUGUCAUCCCUAGGAAAGCAUGAGCCCUCCAUUCUGUUCAGACACGAAGCACAUUUCUCAUCCCGCCUCAAGGACACAUCUCAGACUUUAGGCAGGUUUGAUCCUGUUUCCUCAGAAAAGGGAAUGGAGGACGAAUACUUGGAGGUGUCAACAAAGGGCUCCUCCGGCUACGGGGAGGGGAAGCUGUCCUCUGAGGUGCCCCAGGAGCACCCACAGAUGGGCUCACCCGAGGAAGCCUCCGCAAAGACCCCCAUGAUGCAGGCAGCUGGGGGCAGCUCUUACCCCAGCCUCUUCCCCACCAGGCCAGAGGCAGCAGCUGCAGAGCCAGACCCCCAGAGCACGUGGGACGCAGCCUCGGCAGAAGCAUCUUCACUGGAAGUGGGAGGGGCUGCUACUGCCAGCAUGGAGGACAACAGCUCCCAGCCCCUGGCCGAGCAGCAGCAAAAGGAACAGAUGAUGUCGGCCUCCUCCCUUCCUGGCGUGCUGGAAGCUUCCCCCUCCUGCCAGCAGGGGGCGCCUGCCACAGCCAAUGGCCCCACAGAGGUGAGCACCAGUCCCCUGGCAUUCCAUGGCAUGUCCUAUAUUCCUGCAGAGAGACUGGGGAAAACAGAGGAGGAGGAGGAGGAGGGCUGUGCUAGACAGAGCCGGCCCUCUUCCCUUCUGGCCCCUGAGUCCUCCUUGCCAGGCAAGGCAGAGGAGCAUGGCGAUGCCUCCCAUGAGUUGGAACCACAUUUAGGAGCCACCUCAGACUAUGAGCAGAAGUUCCCGAGCGAGUACAAGCCCAGGAAGGCUGAACUGUCACCAUCCUUCAUCAACCCAAGUCCUCAUGACUCCUCAGAUGACAGCGAGCUUUCCCAGGUCGAAGGGCAUCCUUCAGUGAAGGGGAGAGCACCCCCCAGUCCAGGUGGACACAGACGAGCCACGACGAUGGUGGAAGAAACUCCCCCCACCUCUGCAAGCGACUCUGGGACUUCCCAGUCCGAUUCAGAUGUUCCUCCGGAGACAGAGGAGUGUCCGUCUAUCACAGCAGAUGCUGCCCUGGACUCAGAUGAAGAUGCCGACUUCCUCCCCGUAGACAAAGCUGUGGGCAGCUCUCAUCACAGUAGCACCAGGACGAGUCAUGACCCUCCGCCUGCGUCCGUGGUGGACCCCCAUCCUCAUCCUCCACAUCCCGAUGUCUGCAUGAUGGACCCUGAAAUGCUGCUAAAUGAACAAAACGUGAACAGAACUGACAAAACGUCCAGGAAGGACAUGAAAGAGAAACACAAAGGUGUGAGGAAGCCACUGAGUAAGCCCAAGCAGCCCUCUUCCCCUUCCAGGAAGCCAGCUCCCACCAAGCAGCCUUCGGACAGGUGGUCUCCAAAGGCAGCCCUGGCAAAGAGGGAGAGGCCUCUCAAGGGCCACGUGGAGGAGAAAGAGGAGGGCUCCCGAAGCAGCCACGGCAAAAGCCUCCUCGGCAACAGCAGCGCCAAGGCAAGCCCAGGCAACCUUCAGCACACUGCAUCCACCAGGCAAGGCUGCUCCAGAAGUCAGUGCCACGGCUGGAAUAUCCACUCUUUCAAGAACUCGUUUCCAAGCAUCCCAUUUUCUUUCUCUCUCUCUCUCUCCUCCCAAGUGUCAAGCAACUCUAAAAGCAGCCUCCCUGUGCCCUCUGGACCGCCCAUCUAUGUGGACUUGGCUUACAUCCCCAACCACUGCAAUGCCAAGAACACAGACCACGAGUUCUUCAAGAAAGUCCGCGCUUCCUACUACGUUGUGAGCGGGAAUGACCCGAGCAAUGGGGAGCCAAGCCGAGCCGUGCUGGAUGCGCUGCUGGAGGGGAAGUCCCAGUGGGGGGAGAACGUGCAGGUGACCCUCAUCCCAACACAUGACACAGCGGUGACCCGUGAGUGGUACCAGCAGACACACGAGAAGCAGCAGGAGCUGAGCAUCAUGGUCCUGGCCAGCAGCAGCACGGUGGUGAUGCAGGAUGAGUCCUUCCCUGCCUGCAAGAUUGAGUUCUGAGCGUGCUCACCUGUCACCCUGCCACACAUGGAGAUCCAUCCAGUGACGGCUCCGUUGUCUUUCCUCAGCGUGGUCUGAACACCCAGGCCACUUUGUGUCUGUAUGUGGUUCUUGUUUGCCAGGAUGCCUGGAGGCAUGCAGAGUAGAGGGCCCGGCUAGGGCCGUUUCACUGUCUAGAGUUUAUUUCGCUUCCUCAUUCUAUAGAACAAUGCAGCUGCCUUGAUGCUGCUCAUGCGCUCUGUCUUCCCUGCACUCCCCGGCUGCUUCCUCCCGGGGUGGCUCUGCUCCAUCAGGGUCACCUGUGCGGCACUGCCCACAGGACUUGGCCUGGGGGAUGGCUGGAAGCAAAGGAUUAAAAGCAGGAAGAAAGGAUGACCAGGCAAAAGAAACCAGUCCCCGGGCUCUUCCUGCAAGAAGCAAGAGGUGAGCAGGGAACUCUGGAUGUCUGGAGGAGCCGCCUUCUUCCAAAGCUGUGUUGGUGGGGGAUUCUGCCGCCGGGGGUCUUGGGCAAGAGAGCGCACUUCCCAUCUCUUCAGCUCACCUUAGCUUUGAAAAUGGCACUGGCAGUCAGAGUCAAGAGGGGGGAGAUCUGCCAAGAAGGCCAAGAGGAGAACUGAGGAUGCACGCAGGGAUUCCAGCAGUCCCUGGUGCCCAGGGACCAGGCAAGGGAAGGGGCAGACCGGCUGCCAUCCUGAGCGCCUAUGGGGAAAUGGGGUGCGGGGAGAGAGAACAACAAAUGUGGCCACUCACUCAUCCUUUUGGGCUUCCUGUCUCUCCACAGCUGUCUCAGUAGAUCUAUCAGAGGUGUUAGCUGUCACAAAGCACCUCCCCCCGCCCCAUGUUGAUAGCGCCAGCAUUGGCCAGUCAGUAGUCUGGACGCUGGUGCCAAAGGCACAGUCCUCUGCGCUCUUCCGUCAUAGGGAUGGACGGGGGGACAGUGUCCCAGCACCAGGGAGCCACAAAGGAAAGACAGGCGGCUGGGGACAGGCUCUCCAAAGCUGCCCUGCCAUCUCGAAUCCCGCUGUAGAAGAAACAAGGAGGGAGGGGUGGGUGGGCAGGCGACGGGAAUUACUUUUGCAGUUGCCAUUUAAUUUUUAUAUUUGUGUUUUCCAGUGGUUUUGUUUUACUGAUUUCAUUGCUGCUGGGGCGUGGCAGAUCCCUGGAAGUUGCUCAAGGCUGCCCUUUGAGAAAGCCAAGAUAGCUUUGCCCCAGCAAGGUCACUGGGGGGCUCCUCGCACUCUGGCCCCCCAAGUGCCACCUGCACGGCACUCGCUGGGGUCUCAGGUGCAGCAGCAGUAGCCCAGUGCUAGUGUUGGGCAAGGGCUUCCCUCAUGGAUCUGGGGAGACAAGCUCGUGCACUAACCCACAUCUGAAUGUCUCUGUGAAGAAAACUUGAAGCAAGCGAGGGGGGGAUUCUGACCCUCCCCCCUCAUGAUGCUGCCUUGACACUUUGAUCCAGUUGUGUUCUUUUCCCCACCGAGUCCUUUCCACCAUUCUUGUCCUUUUCAAGACGGCUUUGGCAUCUUCAGAACGUACAGCCUCCCCUCUUAAAACCCUCGAUGAUGGGGCGUGCCCAACCCAAGGCCACCUAGCCAGCGGGGAGGGAAUUUGGGCCCCCCACAAUCCCAGGAAACCCACAGCGGGAGAAAAGAUUUACAUGCUGCUUUUGCUUGUUCCUGCAUGUGGCCAGAAGUGUGUGUGUGUGUUUGUUCCUCUCUGAAAGCUCCGAUCCACAUGCCAGCACCAUCUUAACUUCCAAAACGGCAUCUCCCCCUCCAGCUCCCUUUGCUGCUGAAUGCUGUGCCAGGAGUCCAGCUCUUCCCUGCCCCCCACCCACUUUUUAACUGUAUCAUGUAUAAACCAAGAUGAAUCCCUCCAGCCUCCCUCCCCCCCAUCCCCAUCCUGUGCACAAUGCUCUGUAAUUCUAAUGAUUGUGAAGGGAGGGGCCUGCACUAACCAAUAAAGAAGCCACAUUAACUGCG
Molecule: messenger RNA, 10824 nt
Organism: Heteronotia binoei (common prickly gecko)
Lineage: Eukaryota; Metazoa; Chordata; Lepidosauria; Squamata; Gekkonidae
Gene: MAP1A
Product: microtubule associated protein 1A
Exons: 8
Coding region: 569-8842 (2757 amino acids)
Biological process (GO): regulation of microtubule depolymerization; axonogenesis; microtubule cytoskeleton organization
Cellular component (GO): neuronal cell body; microtubule; dendrite
Molecular function (GO): actin binding; microtubule binding
Source: RefSeq, a predicted model, not a curated record